This is a messenger RNA of Zootoca vivipara (common lizard), 4084 nucleotides long. RefSeq names its product melatonin receptor type 1A. The record is from RefSeq and is a predicted model, not a curated record. Gene Ontology annotation, cellular component: plasma membrane. NCBI's taxonomy places the organism in Eukaryota, Metazoa, Chordata, Lepidosauria, Squamata, Lacertidae. Gene Ontology annotation, biological process: G protein-coupled receptor signaling pathway. Gene Ontology annotation, molecular function: melatonin receptor activity.
CAGAGCCGAGAGGAGGGUAGGAAAGAGACCCCCGAAUCGUAGCCCCCUCGGGCCAGACCCGGGGCUGUUCUGGAGGGAGGAGAGAGAAAGAAUUGAUGGGGAGGUUCUCAAAGUAAGAGGGCAAAGAGUUGGCAACUUCGUCUCGCCGGCGCCUUUCUCGCAUCUCCAGAGAACUUUGUCCCUCCAGCCUGCGCCCCCUCCAGCCUUGCCAGGGCGACCGGCAGCGCGCAAGAAAGAGAGAGGAGCGGGUCGCGAGUAUGAAUGGGAGCAGAUUCCUACGAGGCGAGUUGGUCGGCGGUGGCAAGGCGCGUGCAUGAACAGACAAGCUUUGGGGGAGAAACAGAGCCGCGGGAACCUCGGAAGCUGCCUUCUGCAGUCAGAGCUUCCGUCCCAUGCAGCUGAAUCUUUGCGCCGAGAGGCGGCUCGACGCCUCUUCGUGGAUAAUCACGCCCCUACUUGGGCACGCUGGGGAUUGAACCCGAGACCUUCCGCAUCAGGCAGGGCAGAGCAGAUGGUCGGUCCUUCCCGCGCGUGAGCGCGCCCUUAACUGAACUGGUUCAGUGUGGCCAUAGCAGUUGUGGCGUGGCGAGGCUCCCUCCGAGUCCCCAGGAUUUACCACGAGGCGAGGAGGAGGAGGAGUCCAGGCCAUGCGUCUCUCCCCGCCGCGAGCAACUUCUCUGCAAAACUUCUGCAAGGCGGCGCGCAACGCUCUCCUCCGGCCUUAGCGUUUGCUGCGCGGGUUUCCAAAGAGGCCAUGCAGCGUGGCUGGGCGCUGCCUUCGCGCCCGGCUUUGGCAGGAGCCUGGGAAGGGUUUCCCUCGAUCCCCGUGCGAUGAGCUUCCUCCUCUCAAGCUGGGGGUCGCCCUCGAUUGCCCUGCACGAUAACCACCCCCCGCCCGGAAAUCGGAGGUGGUGGGCGCCCCGCACCCCAACCCCCGAUAAGCGAGGAUGGACGAGGAAGGGUGGCUGCCGCGGAAGAACCAGUCUUCCCAGCUGGAAAGGGAAGAGGCGGGUCUCUAUCCCGUUUGGGUAGUGGCCCUCCUCGCUGUCGUCCUCAUUGUCACCAUCGCCGUGGACAUUCUGGGCAACCUGCUGGUGAUCCUGUCCGUGUACAAGAACAAGAAGCUGAGGAAAGCAGGGAAUGCCUUUGUGGUCAGCCUGGCUUUUGCAGACUUGCUGGUGGCUCUGUACCCCUACCCACUGGCCCUGAUCGCCAUUUUCCACGACGAGUGGGUCAUGGGCUACCUCCACUGUCAGGUCAGCGGGUUCCUGAUGGGGAUGAGUGUCAUCGGCUCCAUCUUCAACAUCACCGGCAUCGCCCUGAACCGCUACUGCUACAUUUGCCACAGCCUGAAGUACGACAAGGUCUUCUCCCUCGGCAACACACUGGGCUACGUGGGGGUCGUUUGGGCCCUCACCUUGCUGGCCAUCAUGCCAAACCUCUUUGUGGACUCCCUCAGGUACGACCCCCGGGUGUACUCUUGCACUUUUGCCCAGUCCGUCAGCUCCCUUUACACCAUUGCGGUGGUGGUGGUCCAUUUCUUCCUGCCCAUCGCCAUCGUCAGCUUCUGCUACCUGAGGAUCUGGGCCUUGGUGCUCCAGGUGCGUCGGCGAGUCAAGCCCGACGCCCGGCCCAAAAUGAAGCCGCACGACUUCCGGAACUUCCUCACCAUGUUUAUGGUCUUUGUGCUUUUCGCCAUCUGUUGGGCGCCGCUGAACUUGAUUGGCUUUGUCGUGGCUCUGAAGCCAGCUCUGGAACCUUCCAUCCCUAAAUGGCUCUUCACGGGCAGCUACUUCAUGGCGUACUUUAACAGCUGCUUAAACGCUGUGAUUUAUGGAGCCCUGAAUCACAAUUUCCGAAAGGAGUACAAGAAAAUCAUACUAACCCUUUGCCAGAUGGUUUGCAGAACUGACUAAAAGAAAUCCACCGAAGCUCAAAUGGGUUGGAGAGGUUGGGUCUCGGAUAGCAAAGCUUACCAGAAUUCUUUUUAUAACUUGAGAAAUAAUCUGCAAAUGAGUUAUUUGUUACUUGCCUGCAACAGGAUGCUAGUUGGUGGCUUGCCAUGGCUUGUUCAAUGAGGUUUGAGAGUAGCACUUGAGAGCUGUGUUGGCAUAGCAAACAUCAGCUUCCUUAGAUCCUUCUACCACCCACAACCUGCCCCAUUUUUUCUUAUCAGUAAAAUCACUGUGGUGGCUGAUAAGAGCUGAGCCAAAUAAUUCUUAGCAAAUAAUGGUUGUAACAAUUUUGACCUGCUCUCCAUACGGAACAUCUCGCUGGUUUCUCUACUUGAUUCUUAAAGUUUGAGAUUGUUUUUGAGAAGCUAUCCAAUAUCCCCAAAAUGGGCUUGUUGAACGAAGCCCAGGGACCUUGACUAGGAAAGAAUGAUGACUGGUGCUUUCUUUCUCGGUAGAUUUCUUUCUUCAGUAGAUUCCGAGAAUGCAAUCUGCACCAAGCUGCAGGUUUUUGUACAUAGAUCAUCAGCUGUGCUGAGUACACAAAAAUGGUGUGGGGUUGAGAGCGAGAAAUGCUGAAAUUGAAACAAUCGUGGUAUGAACAUUUUUUUUUAUCACAGUUCAAAAAUCUAUGCUCAGCCAUAUGCACAGAUUUUUCUCUUGUGGUUUCUUUGAUCAAAGUGAAAUGAUUUGGAAAAUAUCUGCGUAAUUCACUUUGGCUACUGUCUUUUUUUGGUGGAGGAAUGCAAAACUGAGUGCAAGCUAGGAAAAAGGGACAGGAGAAUGCUAGCUUCCAGGAAGCCCAAUGCAAAACUUCAGGCUGGACUUUUGGAAAGUCCCAUGUUUGUGAGCUAGAGGAGUCAGUGUGCCUGCUCCAAAAUGCUGUUGUUGUUUUUUCCAAAAUGGAAAAUAGGCAAUUUCAGGGAUCUGAUCCCUGAGGCUAUUCCUUGGCUACCUGAAGAAGGGUCUCCCUUGGCUCUUCUUGUUUGGAGUGAAGGUGGGAAUGAGGCCAUGUUCUUCCAGGCAAUGAGAAAAUCGGCUUUCCAUCCUUCCAUUGCUCAUACUUGUCCCAGAGCAGAUUUGAACUCAGCAAGGCAGGGGAUGGAUUCAAGUAGGGGUAGGAUAGUCAGGCCUUACCAGGUCAGUGCACAGUCCAGCAGGAUAAUCUUUCCAGUUUUCUACUGCCCACAUUUUGCUCAUUUGUGCCAAGCACAACCAAGCAUAUGGAAGAAGGCCAGGUCCCUGUCUUUCUAUCUGCCCAGUACAAAGACAUCUCCAGAAAGGGUAAGAGAACCAGAGAGGUCUAUGUAGGGCCUUAGCUUGGUGGUAGAGCAUUAGCUUUGAAUGCUGAAGAUCCCAUUUUCAGUCUCCAGCAUCUCUGUGUAAAGCUGAGGGUCUAAAAUCCUAGAGAGCUGCUGCCAGUCAGUGCAGACCCUACUGAGCUAGAGAGGCCAAUGGUCUGAUUCAGCAGAAGACAUAUUUCUGCAAACUUUCAAAAGGAGUUGAUGGUCAAAUGUGAAUACUAUUGAGAUGGAUGUUCAAAUGAUAAUGGAAAGCCCUUAUAUGAAAAACGGAGGUAGUCAGAAGGACACUCUGCACCCCAGCCCAUCAUUACAGCUCCUUUGGGUUAGAUGAAAUUCCACAGAAAACGAUCACCAACCUUUCCAGGUUGAUAGAAGAGCAGCAGGCCCCAAAGACCGAGCCAAGUAUCUGUGUGGAAUCUUCAGCAAUCCUGGUGCAACAGGCUUUAAGAACAUUGGCUGCUGAAACAACUCGCAUGGAUAUGGAUCAGAAUGCAAUAAAUCAUUUAAAAAAAAAACAGAGGGUGACCUAUCCAACAAGCUGAAAGACUGAUGGUGAGAAGAGAUGGAUUAUGGAACUGUUUGCUGCCUUCUCUUGCCCACUGACAUAUAAAAUGCAACCUGCUACUCUAAAUGCAUGUGUAUUUUUUUUCUGUAGCCUGCACUGGGCAUUUCUAUAAACACAAGAAAUUUUGCUCUGAAUGCUUUGAGUAGCCACACCUCUGAUGUCGCAGGUGCAAACUACGUAGUCCCAGCUCCCUGGUGUCUACACUUAGAGCACAAACAUCGGCAAGGAUGGAACCUUGGUGUGCAUAGCUACAAGUAGUUCCC